Chenopodium quinoa (quinoa) is the source of this 942-nucleotide messenger RNA. RefSeq lists its product as uncharacterized. NCBI's taxonomy places the organism in Eukaryota, Viridiplantae, Streptophyta, Magnoliopsida, Caryophyllales, Amaranthaceae. The record is from RefSeq and is a predicted model, not a curated record. The transcript has 7 exons. The coding region runs from base 236 to 775 and encodes 179 amino acids.
CGUUUUGGCCCGUUAUUUUUUUACGGGUUUGGGCAUAGGAUUUGAUGUUAAGGCCCUGUCCGACCUAAAGUUUUGAUUGUAUAGCUUGAAAUAACCUUACAAUAAAUGCAUUGACCAUAAUACCCCUCACCAUUGAAAAGGGCAAAAAAAAAAAAAAAAAAAAAAAAAAAAAAACUGUGUGACAUUGGUGAACCCAAGCAAACAAGAGAGAAAGGAAAAUCGGGAGUAAGAAAGAAUGGCGCAGAACACAGGAAUGUUAUCCAGAGAUCAAUUACUCUACCUUUUCGAUCGAUUCGAUUAUCUCACUUCUCUACCUGAUGUCAAGAAACGCAUAGCUGAUGCUGUUUUAGAUAAUCAGGAAGCUGUUGCUGUGACAACUGCAAUCCAAGAGGAGAUAUUCUUAGAAAUGGGUGUUGAUCCUAGCUUUGGAAUUGGCUGCCUGGGAAAAGUGAAUAUGGCAUAUGAGAAUGACCGAGACUUGAUGAUUCGCUUCUAUGGAUUUGUGGCUAAGGAAGAGAUAGCCUGUGAUGAAGCUGAGCUUGGAACAGAUGAAUUUGCCAAAAAAAUGCAUAACCAGCAUGAUCUACAAGCACAGCAACUAGAGAUGUUAAAGCAUAUGCGUAAAUUUCACACAGAUGACCAAUCAGCUAUUCUUGAAAAGUUGCACGAGCAACUGCAAAAUUCAGCUUUCGAUAACUGGGCGUCUGUGAUGCCCGCGGAACAAAUUCUGGAGGUCGUUAGAAAGAGAAAUGUGCCAAUAGCAAGACCAAACUAAUAGUUGCUUGAGAAUUUACCAUCUCAUCAACUCUUUUUCAGCUGAACUGGGAACUUGCACUUUGUAUAUUCGUAUUAGUAAAAAAAAUCUCUUUAGCUGCAAAUGAAGGGACUUAAAACAAAAUGUUAAUAAGAUGCUCUUUUGCUUGAAUAGUAUUUUUUUUCUUA